This is a messenger RNA of Lodderomyces margitis, 603 nucleotides long. RefSeq lists its product as uncharacterized. The record is from RefSeq and is a predicted model, not a curated record. Bases 1 to 603 code for a protein of 200 amino acids. The transcript has a single exon. Lineage: Eukaryota; Fungi; Ascomycota; Pichiomycetes; Serinales; Debaryomycetaceae.
AUGUCAGAGCAGGUAGAAGUCGCUGAAGUAGCACCACUUCCAGAUGCAAGAAAUAAAUUUCCAAACCCAUUAGCCAACUUUAGUAGAGGCUUGGGUUACCCUGAAUGGCAUCCAAUUGACACACGUAAAGAAGUUGGCCAGUUAUUCAAAUUCGGUUUCUAUUCAACCGUUGGUUCAUAUGCGUUCUUGUACAUUUGGAAAAGAACGACUUUCAAGUUGGAAAUUCCCAUAUCGGUAGUAACUUUCCUUACAGUUGCCAAAGGAGUACAAUCAUCAUUGGCUAAUUUAAGAGAAAAGAAUGAUUGUUGGAACACUUUUUGGGGUUUAACCGCAGCAAACACUGUUGUUUUAAGUGCUGCUUUUAGGUCUAUGCCAGCUAAACACAAGGUAAUAACGGGUGCUUUAGGUACUUCAUUGGCAACUAUCGUUGACCGCGCAUACUGGGCCCAAUCUACAAGUAGUCCAACCAACGAUGCUAAAUACGAGUUGGCCAAUGUAGAUAAAGAGUUACCACAACAAGGAUUCUGGGACAUCUGGCAAAGAAGACCCAUUACCCAAACAGUCGAAGAGUUGGGUGUGGGACGUGGUAUUUUCAAGCCAUAA